UUUCGGUGGCUUCAAAUGAUGAUCUUCGCCAUCCAAGAAAUAAACAAAGAUCAAACACUCCUUCCAAAUAUAAAACUAGGCUACAGCAUUUAUGAUAACUGCCGUAAAGUACCACAGGCAGUCAGGGCAGCAUUCACUCUCCUUAAUGGAAUAGAUAACAGCAUCAAUAAUUCCAAAUGUGUUGGAUCACCUCCAAUUUCUGCAAUAGUUGGCGAUGCACGAUCAACACAGUCCAUUAUCAUUGGAAGAAUUGCAGGACGAUUUGGAAUUCCUAUGGUCAGCUACUCUUCUUCAUGUUCAUGCCUUAGCAACAAAGUGGAGUUUCCCACCUUUUUAAGGACAAUACCUAGUGAUAGUUUCCAAGCCAAAGCUAUGGCACAACUUGUGAAGCAUUUUGGCUGGACGUGGGUUGGGUCUAUAGCCAUCGAAGAUGAUUAUGGUCAAUAUUUAGUUCAGUUAUUUAAUGAACAGGUUCAGAAUUAUGGCAUUUGCCUUGGGUUUACAGAGACAAUUCCAAAAGUCUAUUCACAUGAAAAGAUACUUCAGAUUGUAGAAACCAUCAAAAAAUCUACAGUGAAAAUUAUCGUGUUGUUUGCUGGUGUGGGAGACAUAAUUAAUUUUGUUAAUGAAGUAGUGCGACAGAAUAUUACCAAUAGACAGUGGAUAGCAAGUGAAACUUGGAGUACUGCUGCUCUAUUGGCAACUAAAGAAAACUUUAAAUCAUUUGGUGGGACCCUAGGAUUUGCCUUUCGUAAUGAAAAAAUUCCACAAUUCAAAGAAUUUCUUCUGAAGGUGCAUCCAUCUUCAACUCCGGGUAAUGCUUUAAUAAAUCGAUUCUGGGAAAAUUUAUUUAGUUGUACUCUUAAUUCGCCCGAUUAUAUCACUUCAACGAUUAGUUCCAAACCAAUGUGCACAAGACAAGAAGAUAUUGGGAAAAUAGACAGUGUGUAUAGUGAUGUAUCACAAUUGAGAGUUUCAUAUAACGUCUACAAAGCAGUGUAUGCAAUAGCUCAUGCACUUCAUAAUUUGGUUACCUGCGAGUCGAACAAAGGACCAUUCAUGCACAAAACUUGUGCAAAUGUUUCACACUUUGAACCAUGGCAACUACUCCAUUACCUGAAAGAAGUUAAGUUUACAAACCGGUAUGGUGAUAAAGUAUAUUUUGAUGAAAAUGGCGAUCCUGUUGCUUCCUAUGAUAUCAUGAACUGGCAAAUGGAUGCAAACGGUUCUGUUAAAAUUGUAACUGUUGGCCUUUUUGAUGCAUCGGCAGCUCCUGGGCAGGAGCUUUUCAUUGAUGAAGACGUUGUUAUUUGGAAUAAUAGGAAAAAAGAGAUCCCAAAAUCAGUGUGCAGUGAAAGUUGCCCAGCUGGAACAAGAAAAGCCGCACGAAAAGGAGAGCCAAUAUGCUGCUUUGACUGUUUGCAGUGUGCAGAGGGGAAAAUUAGCAAUCAAACAGAUUCUAUACAUUGUUUGACAUGUCCAAUUGACUAUUGGUCAAAUCAAGAACAUGAUAAAUGUGUCCUGAAAGAAAUCGAGUUUCUUUCAUUUGAAGAUACCCUGGGGAUCAUAUUAACAACUGUAGCAUUGUUUGGAGUCUGCCUAACUGUUGUAAUAUUAGCCAUUUUUAUCCAUUACCGAAAUACUCCUGUUGUGAGAGCAAAUAAUAUGGAGUUGAGUUUUCUUCUGUUAGUUUCAUUAGUUCUUUGCUUUUUAUGCUCACUGUCUUUCAUUGGCCAGCCAUCUGUCUGGUCCUGCAUGUUACGACAUACAGUAUUUGGAGUUAGCUUUGCUUUGUGCAUUUCCUGCAUCCUCGGCAAAACAAUUGUUGUGUUAAUGGCAUUUAGUGCUACUCUUCCUAACAAUAACAUGAUGAAAUAUUUUGGGCCCCGUCAGCAAAGGGCAAGUGUUUUUGCAUGCACUUUUUUUCAAGUUGUAAUAUGCACUUUAUGGCUGGUUAGCGCACCUCCAUUUCCAAUUAAAAACACCAAACAUCAAAGUACUAAAGUGAUCUUGGAAUGUGAUGUUGGCUCUGUAGAAGCGUUCUCUUGUGUCUUGGGUUACAUUGGCUUGCUGGCAGCUAUCUCCGUCAUUUUAGCUUUUUUUGCACGAAAACUGCCAGACAACUUCAAUGAAGCCAAGUUUAUCACUUUCAGCAUGUUAAUCUUUUCUGCAGUUUGGAUAACUUUCAUUCCAGCUUACAUUAGUUCGCCUGGAAAAUACACAGUGGCUGUUGAAAUAUUUGCAAUUUUGUCUUCGAGCUUUGGUCUGGCUACCUGCAAUUUUGCUCCUAAAUGUUACAUCAUAUUGUUGAAACCAGAACAGAAUACGAAAAAACACCUGAUGGGUAAAGGAGGCUAA
Molecule: messenger RNA, 2358 nt
Organism: Amblyraja radiata (thorny skate)
Lineage: Eukaryota; Metazoa; Chordata; Chondrichthyes; Rajiformes; Rajidae
Product: extracellular calcium-sensing receptor-like
Exons: 5
Coding region: 16-2358 (780 amino acids)
Biological process (GO): G protein-coupled receptor signaling pathway
Cellular component (GO): plasma membrane
Molecular function (GO): G protein-coupled receptor activity
Source: RefSeq, a predicted model, not a curated record